UAUUACUGUGAAUGGAGUAUUUAUUGUUGGGUAAACCCUCGCGCAUGCGCAGUCGCUCGUGCGUCCUGUAAAAUGGAUUUUUAACGCAAUUUAAGAUUAAAAACAACAUUUUGGUACAGUUUUUGUAAGGUGUUAUAUAGUAUUGAUGUCAUAUAUUGUUUAAUAGUGACCCCAAGCACGUGAUUUUAAACUUCCCAAUCUUCCCCAAUACAAGUAGAUUGGACUUGGUCUUGUAUGACUAAAAAGCCUGCAUGAUGCGAUGACUUUCCUCAGAGGGACUUUGAACUGAUGCGACUACUGAAGGCCUGUUUUCCGCGGGAGACGCAAUCUGUUGUCUCGUGUGUAAACAAACCCUCUGCGUUGCAAAAUGAGCGAAGAACGGUACGUAGAAAGAAACUGGACGGAAUCCGAGACGAGAGCGCUGCUCCGCAUCCGAGGGAACGAAGAGUUAAAUCGGCAGAUUAGCGGAACCGUACGCGAUUCUCUCAUUUACGGCGAAAUCACGAGGCUCCUCCGCGCGCAGGGGAUAAACAGAAGCCAUCGACAGGUCACCAACAAACUAAAGACGCUCAGAAAUAAAUUUCGGAAGAUUCACGAGCAUCACAAAAACAGCGGCCUCGGUAAAGUUUAUUGGAGUUUUUACGAUCUCUGCAAGUCCAUCUGGGGGACCAGGCGCCCCGCAAACACCUCGGUGCCAAAGUCUAAAAACGUGAAGCUCGAAGAACCCCAAAGCACGUCAAUCGAAGAAAACCGAUCCACUGACAUUGAGGUAUCGAUCAGUGAUGAUGAGGAGACGGAUAUCACGCCGAAAGUUACUGAGCCUCCAAGGAAAAAGGCAAAAAAAGACCACAUUGCUGAAUCUGUAGGAGAUGAAGAAGCUUUCCACAUCCAGGACGAGAGAGAGUAUGAGGAACGGUUGCGUAGAGAAACCAGGGAGGAGCAGAAGGAAGAAAGGACAAGUCUGAUGGCUAUGUGGAAGGAAAUGAUGGAGUUCCAAGGGAACCUCUUAAAGGAAUUUAUACACCACCCGUCCAGGCCCACAUCUGGGCCUUAUCACAAACAUGCUCAUUACAACCAGGGGUCCUCUUCUUUUCCAAACACUAGCUACACGGCACCAUAUGACUCACCGGGAAUGCAAACCGAAAACGAAAGUGCGAUCUCGCAAGAGGAAGAGGAAGAGGAGGAGAAAUUCCUUCCGUCCGAAAUUCCUGUUAUCGUAGACGUUGCAUCUUUGAAAUGUACAAACGAUGACCAAUCAAAUAUCACAAUGCCGCUUUCGCCCCAACCCACGCAAUCGACAGAAAAGACAGAUUUACAGAUGUCUGUGCUACGCAGACAGGAAAAAGUGUUGCAGUUACAGGAAGAGUAUUAUGCACUCAAAAUCAAGUAUCUGAAAGACAAGAUGGCCGGAGAUCAGGCACAGAAUGACAAGUCUUAACCAUAUUUAAAAGUUUUAAAAUGUAACAAUUUUAGUUUUGACUGUGUCAACAGUAUAAUGUUACAGUGCAUUUAACCAGUGCCUAUGUUACUCUUAAAUGUGUAAUGGAAUGUUGCAUAUUUUGACCAGUAGAUGGCAGAAGGGUUCCUUUUUUACUACUAUCACAAAUAGUAUAGGGUAAUAAAGAAAAAUUUGUAUGUACAAUCAUGAACCACAUAAAUAUCCAUACAUUCAAUUGCAAAAGCGAUGCUUUGUUAGUUUUAUGACGAAGAAAUACGCAUUUUUCAUUGCAAACCUGUCCUUGGCGUCAACAUAAAAUCUUCAUUAAUAAACUUACUGUGUGACUUUGUUUUUAUAUUUCUCAUUAAACAGUGUACAUUUGAAACUCCGCUU
Triplophysa dalaica is the source of this 1831-nucleotide messenger RNA. RefSeq lists its product as uncharacterized. The record is from RefSeq and is a predicted model, not a curated record. Lineage: Eukaryota; Metazoa; Chordata; Actinopteri; Cypriniformes; Nemacheilidae. The transcript has 3 exons. Bases 368 to 1438 code for a protein of 356 amino acids.